AUGGAGCGCGAUCUCACCGUUCGAGCUGCAAACAUUAAAACGUUGGGAGAGUUCUUACCAUGGGACUACGAGUGCGACGAGUACCUCGAUUCUCUGAGGGAAAAAUGUUGCAAGAAGCAACGAACCGGAAUAGUCAACUCUCUGGUGGCGCAAAUUGUGCGUCUGGAGGGUGUGAGGAACACCCUGCAUGAGCGUUUUGUGCCCAUCGGUGCUGGAUACGGCGGAUACGAGAAGAAGGGCUACACGUGGAAGGAGAUCGAGACGGCGUUUAGGAACCGUGUGCUGACGGGUGCGGUUGUCAAUUCCGACUUCAUCGAUCCUCGUGAAUUUUUGGAAAAUAUAAGAAAUACGGUUAUUGAGCGGAUCCAGAGCGUCAUGGCGGAGCAUGGGAACGUUAAAAUCAACACCGCGUUCAACGGGGAAUUUAUCGCGGGUGACAAGACAGCCGUGAAGACCAUCAUCACGAAGAAUCAAGAGAUACAUCCAACAUUUGAUUUACAAGAGUGGUACACGAAGCAUGUGGUUGACGUCAUACAGACAUCUCUGGAGGAGUUUCAGGAACGCAACAGCGGAUGGGCGUUGUCACGUAUCCUGAACCUAACAAUCAAUGUUAACAAGUUGAAUCCUCUACGCGCGGGAUGCCACAUCGAGUUAUCGCGGAAAAUUAUGUUAAAAAAGGCGGUGGUCAACGUGAAAUCAAACGAUAAUGCGUGCUUUGCAUGGGCAGUGGUAGCAGCCUUGUAUCCUGCAAAAAAAAAUCCGGAAAGAACAAUCGAAUAUCCACAUUACUCGACGGUGCUCAACUUGUGCGGCAUAGAGUUCCCCAUGACGCUUCCGCAAAUUUCAAAGUUUGAGAAACUGAACACCAUCUCCGUCAACGUUUUCACUAUGGAAGACUCCAAAAUCAUCCCUUUGCGCCUCGCCAACGACAAGAUGGAGAAGCACGUCAAUUUGUUGUACGUGCACGGAAACAACGAUGCACAUUUUGUGUGCAUUAAGGAUCUGUCGCGGUUGGUGAGCUCGCAAUUGAGCAAGCAAAAUGGCAAAAAGUACAUUUGCGAUCGGUGUCUACAUUACUUUUAUACACAGGAGAAAUUAUCGGCGCACAGCGUCGAUUGCGGCAAAAUGAACGAUUGCGCCGUCGUUCUCCCCAGCGAGGAUAACAAGUGGCUGACAUUCAGCAACUACAACCGGAAGGAGCGGCUCCCGUUUGUAGUGUACGCCGAUCUCGAAUGUACGCUCGAGAAGAAGGAUGGACAAGACGGCACCACAUACGCCUAUCAGCAUCACAAGGCGUUUAGUGUAGGAUAUUAUGUAAGUUACGUGUUUCCCUACGAGUACAUCGACAGCGUCGACAAGCUCCGAGACACAAGCCUACCAUCGCGCGAAUCGUUUUACAGUUUGCUCACCGGAGAAACGGUAUCCGAGAGCGAUUACGCGCAUGCGACAAACGUCUGGCAAACCUUUUCGAUCGAAACUCUUGGACAGUACAGCGAUUUGUAUUUGAAAACAGACGUUCUUUUGUUGGCGGAUAUUUUCGAAAAUUUCCGAAACACGUGUCCAUAA
Messenger RNA from Linepithema humile (Argentine ant), 1566 nucleotides. The record is from RefSeq and is a predicted model, not a curated record. NCBI's taxonomy places the organism in Eukaryota, Metazoa, Arthropoda, Insecta, Hymenoptera, Formicidae.